UACACUUUGUCCCCGCAUCUUAAACGAUUUGAGGUUAUUUUAUUAUAUUUAAUCUUUUCUGCACGUCGCUGUUAACGUGUUCGUGUUGUGUAUUUCCAUAAUUUCAUUUUCUGUGGCUGCAUUUUCGUUCUACAACUCUGAAGUCUGACAUCAAGAAGCUGCUAGCAUGUCGAAUACUUUGAAAAAGUUUCAUACUAAAAAACAAAAAUGGGUAGUCGUCAUAUUUUCUCCAAAAAAAGACUAUAGUGUAGUCCCAAUAAACUGGCUUGUUGAAACAGAAACACAAAAAUUGUCUACCAGUACAAUACAAUUUUGUUACUGGCCAUCAAUAAGGGUAACUAGUACAGAUUUACAAGAGGCUGUAAGUCCAGAUCCGUCCUGGAAUCAAUAUAAAAUCCGUGUAGUUGGUGGCAACAAAACUUACAGUAAUUUAAGUAAAGCUUGGCAUGAGCGAAUUGAAAUAGAAUCAACUGACAAAGAGAGCAUUGUAAAUGAUAAUCAUCUGUUUAAAAGAAAUAAAAAAAAGAAAAUUGUUGAUUCUAGUGAUAGUAGUGAAAAUGAAGGUAAAUAUUUAUUAGCUCUGUCAAAUUAUUAAUAUUAAUUGUUUAUUUGAUUUACUUUGUUUUAAGAUUCAAGUUAUACUAUUGUACCUUGUAAUAUACAAAAUGAAUUGCUGUUUAAUACUACAAGAACUCAACAAAAUUCAAUACAUACCGAUGCAAUUCAAACAGUAAAUACUAACACACAACAACAACCGUCUACAUCGACUUAUACACAUGACAAUAAUUUUUCAUCAAUUGAAUUUAAUAAACCGGGUUCCAUUAUUAGUCAAGUUGAUUGUUAUACAAAUGUUCUAUCAAGUUCUUCUUUUUCGGCAGUACCAGCAUUUUCUGAUAACCAAAAAAAAUCUUAUACAGAUCUGGAAGUUAAAUCAUUAACUUCACCAAAUUCAACAAUGAUACAACACUCAAGUAUGAUAGAACCGUUGACAUAUGACUCAUCAUAUAUAGAACCACAGGAUAAUUAUUUAGAAAUUCAAAAUGAACCAUUAACAUUUUCCCAAGAUUCUCCUGAAGGUAAUAUACAAUUUUUUAAUU
Messenger RNA from Myzus persicae (green peach aphid), 1097 nucleotides. RefSeq lists its product as uncharacterized. Lineage: Eukaryota; Metazoa; Arthropoda; Insecta; Hemiptera; Aphididae. The transcript has 4 exons. The record is from RefSeq and is a predicted model, not a curated record. The coding region runs from base 167 to 595 and encodes 142 amino acids.